UCGUCGUUGUUACUUCUGCUUACUCUCUCUCUCUCUCUCUCUCUUCUCUCUACUGCGCGAACGCCGGCCGGCGAUGGAUCCUCUCUCUGCGCUUCGGGACUUCACGACUCGGGGCGACCUCGACCAGAUCGUCCGAGUUGGCGACGAGUUCCGGUUCGGCAAUGCCUACGCCUUCCCCUGUAACUCCGAGACGGCCUAUCGGUCGAAGCAGGGCGGCCUCUACACCCUCGAGUCCCUCAUCUUCUAUGUACAGAACGCCCAUGUCAAGCAUACUGACUACAUCCAGCUCGCUCGCUCCCGCCGCAUCCAGCCCGUCACCUUCACCGACCGGAAGCCCCUUCUCGACUACCUGCACGGCAAAAUCUCCUCCACCGAUGCCGUCGAAACGCUGAUAGUCCGUCCCUCGUCUCCAGCCACAGCGGCGGCGGCUGACGACGUCUCUGCCUCCACCGCGCUCCCGUCCGCGACAGCUGCUCCCCCAGAUGAUGAGCCGGCUUCUUUAGAGCCGCCUAUCGCGAGGAUUAGGGUUUCGGAGGGGGCAAUCGGGUACACUAGCGCGAUUAGGGUUUUGGAGAGGCCGCUCAAAGAUCGGGACGCGCUGCUGGAGUGCAGAACGAGGGACUUCUACAGUAUUCUCGCUUCAUCGACGGCGAGGAAGGACGAAGAGAGGUCGCGGCGGGACGGUGGAAAGGAGAACGGUGAGGAUCACGACGGCUCGCAUUACGGGAGGGGGAAGGAGCUCGGGAAGGCAAAGCUUUUCGGCGGGAAGGCAGGGGAAGGUGUGCCUAUUAUCCUCGUUCCGAGCGCGUUCCAGACGCUGAUCACUAUCUACAACGUGAAGGAGUUCUUGGAAGACGGGGUGUUCGUUCCGACCGACGUGAAGGUGAAACAGAUGAGGGAAUCGAAAAUGCCGAAGCCCGAUUGCGUCACAGUACAGAAGAAGCUCAGCCGGGACAGGGCGGUUGCUGCGUAUGAGGUGCGGGACAAGCCGUCGGGGAUGAAGACGGAGGAUUGGGACCGGGUUGUGGCGGUGUUCGUGCUCGGCAAGGAGUGGCAAUUCAAGGACUGGCCGUUCAAAGACCACGUAGAGAUCUUCAAUAAGAUAAUUGGCUUCUACAUGCGUUUUGAGGAUGACAGUGUGGAGUCGGCGAAAUUGGUGAAGCAGUGGAAUGUGAAAAUUAUUUCUAUAAGCAAGAACAAGCGGCAUCAUGAUAGGGCUGCAGCACUUGAGGUAUGGGAAAAGCUGGAAGAGUUUGUCCAGUCACGUGCACAUGGUUGAGCAGGGAGCAGUGAAAAGUACUGUAAGCUGUUGCUGCCAUUGGAUUUAAUUUUUCCCUCUUGGCAGGGCCAACCUGAGCAUGAUGUACAUUAGUUGUUAUGAUUAUUGUCUCAUAUGAUCAAAUUAUUCAAUUUCCAAGCAACCUAAUACCUGCCACAGCCCCUGCGGGCUGUGUUUUCUCUGGGCACUGUUAUCCUUCCGGGCCAGAUUCUGCUUCUGAGAAGAUGAAACUGAAGUUUAGUACAGAUCGUCUUCCAGUUGUGGGGUUCAUUAAAACUGAUUGUAGACUUGAGAAUAUAAGAACGGUACUAUUCUGAUUGUCACUAGAUGGUUCAUAAAUUUAUUUUCAAUUUUAUGAGCAGUGUACAUUGUCUUUUGGCAUAAGCAUUUUGUAAUCAAAUGUACUGACAUUUGGAGGCAACGAGUGUUGCAGAUAUAUUGUUGUA
Messenger RNA from Nymphaea colorata (pocket water lily), 1725 nucleotides. Its product is annotated as protein CDC73 homolog. The coding region runs from base 74 to 1279 and encodes 401 amino acids. The transcript is spliced from 3 exons. Gene Ontology annotation, biological process: positive regulation of transcription elongation by RNA polymerase II; transcription elongation by RNA polymerase II. Lineage: Eukaryota; Viridiplantae; Streptophyta; Magnoliopsida; Nymphaeales; Nymphaeaceae. The record is from RefSeq and is a predicted model, not a curated record. Gene Ontology annotation, cellular component: Cdc73/Paf1 complex. Gene Ontology annotation, molecular function: RNA polymerase II complex binding.